AUGGCCGCUGAAGAGCCUGCGCCACCUGCUGCGCCGGUCCCGGCGGACCCGGCGAAGCCCCAGAAGAAGCGCUCCCCCAAUCGCUUGGUUGUGGAGGAAGCGCUGAAUGACGACAAUUCGGUAAUCUCUCUGUCGCAGGCAAAGAUGGAGGAGCUGAACCUCUUCCGUGGCGACAAUGUGCUGAUCAAGGGCAAGAAGCGCAAGGACACGGUGUGCAUCGUGCUGGCCGAUGAGAACUUGGACGACAGCAAAAUCCGCAUGAACAAGGUGGUUCGCAAGAACCUGCGCGUGCGCCUGGGCGACAUCAUAUCAGUGCAUGCAUGCGGGGACGUGCCCUAUGGGAAGCGAAUCCAUGUGCUGCCCCUUGACGACACCAUUGAAGGAAUCACAGGCAACCUGUUCGACACGUACUUGAAGCCGUACUUCCUGGAGGCUUAUAGGCCUGCACGCCAGGGUGACCUCUUCCUGGUGCGAGGAGGUUUCCGUCCGGUGGAGUUCAAGGUGGUGGGCGUGGACCCUGGUGAGUUUGUGAUCGUGGCCCCCGACACGGUGAUCCACUGCGAGGGCGAGCCAGUGAAGCGCGAAGACGAGGAACGCCUUGACGACGUUGGCUAUGACGACAUCGGUGGCUGCAAGAAGGCCAUGGGCCAGAUCCGUGAGAUGAUUGAGCUGCCCUUGCGCCACCCAACUUUGUUCAAGACACUGGGAGUGAAGCCUCCACGCGGUGUGCUGUUGUAUGGUCCUCCGGGUAGUGGCAAGACUCUUAUUGCCCGAGCCAUUGCAAAUGAGACAGGAGCUUUCUUCUUCCUGAUCAAUGGCCCCGAAAUCAUGUCCAAGAUGGCAGGCGAGGCAGAGUCCAACCUUCGCAAGGCGUUCGAAGAGGCCGAGAAGAACUCGCCGGCCAUCAUCUUCAUUGAUGAGAUCGAUUCAAUUGCUCCCAAGCGAGACAAGACCAGCGGCGAAGUGGAGAAGCGGGUGGUGUCCCAGCUGUUGACACUCAUGGAUGGCAUCAAGGGGCGAGGGCAAGUGGUGGUGAUCGCAGCCACCAACCGACCGAACUCCAUUGAUGCGGCGCUGCGUCGCUUUGGCCGAUUCGAUCGAGAGUUGGAUAUCGGAGUGCCUGAUGACAAUGGCAGGCUGGAGAUUCUGCGAAUCCACACCAAAAACAUGAAGUUGGCCACGGACGUGAAGCUGGAGGAGGUUGCGUCCAACACACACGGCUUCGUGGGAGCAGACUUGGCGCAGCUAUGCACAGAAGCCGCACUCACAUGCAUCCGCGAGAAGAUGGACCUCAUUGACUUGGAGGAGGAGACCAUUGACGCGGAAGUGCUGGACUCGAUGGCGGUGUCGCAAGACCACUUCAAGUCUGCAAUGGGCACCGUGAAUCCUUCAUCUCUCCGUGAGACCGUAGUUGAAGUGCCAAACAUCAAGUGGGACGACAUUGGAGGCUUGGAGGACACCAAGCGGUCCUUGCAGGAAACCAUCCUUUAUCCCAUUGACCAUCCGGAAAAGUUCGAAAAGUUUGGCAUGCAGCCUUCCAGAGGGGUGCUGUUCUAUGGGCCUCCGGGCUGUGGCAAGACGUUGCUGGCCAAGGCAGUGGCAAGUGAGUGCUCUGCCAACUUCGUGAGCAUCAAGGGCCCCGAGCUUUUGACCAUGUGGUUCGGUGAGUCCGAGGCCAACGUGCGAGAGGUCUUUGACAAGGCACGUGCAGCCGCGCCAUGCGUGCUGUUCUUUGACGAGCUGGAUUCGGUCGGCACAGCUCGUGGAUCGAGUCAGGGAGAUGCAGGAGGUGCAGGUGACCGUGUGAUGAAUCAGCUGCUCACCGAGAUUGACGGCGUUGGUGCGAAGAAGAACGUGUUCUUCAUUGGUGCCACGAACCGCCCUGAGCUGUUGGACGAGGCCUUGCUGCGUCCAGGCCGACUGGACCAGCUGAUCUACAUCCCUCUUCCCGAUCUGCCUGCGCGACAAGGCAUCCUGGAGGCUACCCUCAAAAAGUCGCCCAUUGCACCCAACGUGCCGCUGUCCUUCAUCGCGCAGAAGACUGAAGGCUUCAGCGGAGCUGACCUUGCAGAGCUUUGCCAGAGAGCUGCAAAGGCAGCCGUGCGUGAUGCCAUUGCAGCUGACGAGCUGCGAGCAGGUGACGAUGAUGCCAUGGACACCACUAUGGGCUCUGAGAUCAGCCGCAAGCACUUCGAAGAGGCCUUUGCAGGUGCGCGACGGUCGGUUGCAGGCUCUGACCUUGCAAAGUAUGACCAGUUCAGGAAGAAGUUCGACCCUGUGUACAUGAACUCCACCGCAGGUGGCGCCAGCGGCGUGGUCAUCAAUUGGCCUGACGAUGUGGGUAUCGGAGCCAGCGCCGCAGCUGCAGACGACGACGACGACCUCUAUGGCAAUGAAGCCAUGGCGCGAGCUUCGCCCGCAGGCUCCCUGCACAUGAGUGAGCAAGAGCGGCAAGAGCUGCUCAUGGCAGCACGAGUACACCUCCAAGGCCUGGGCCUCACAGCCCUCACCUUGCUCUCAGUGAAGUCGGAAAGCCUGGCGCUUGCAAAGCACGAGUGCAUGUUGCUUCUCGACGAAGAAGGCUUGGACGAGAGCCUCUGCUUGAUGGGAUUCGCCUCAGAUGCGCAGUCUGAGGCACUGAAAGAGCUCCGCGCCGGCUUGACCGUGAGCGACCUUCAGGUGGUCAUCAACACGGCUCCUGGGCCAACACCGCCGGGCUGCACCGUGUGCGAGGCUUGCCUGGCUUGCUGGAGCCGCUGCGCAGCGUCUCCUGCCGUUGAGGUGCCCCGGACCGACGUUCCGACGCUCCUUGCGCUGCUUGAGGCUGCGGUGGCGCAGUCUCAGGGCCCGGCGAUGCUCAGGCUGUCAGAACAUGAGGAGGUGUGGGUUACGUCCACUGGCACGAGCGAGAAGAGGGCCGCGCAGAUUGAAGGGUUUGCACCCGCCCUUUGCCGUCCUGCGCUGGGCCGAUUUGGAGUGCUGGCGGAGGCCGUUUGCUGGUACGACAGCCCCUGGCAGGGUCAGAUCCUGAAGGCGCGGUGGCUCGCUGGCCCCGCAUCUGGAUGGCGAAGACCGGAGGCCCCUCUCCGUCUUGCCCCAGCCGGAAACUGCGCAGACUGGCUCGCAGGGCAGGAGGCGGCUGUGGCGAGCACGGUUGACCCGCAGCUUGCAGUUCGUGUUUCUACGGCCAGCCUGGACAGCUUGGAGGUUGCUUGGCGGUUUCCUUCCGAGACAUGUGAAAAGCACAUCGAGGCGAACACAUGUGACCUCUUCUACUUUCCGGAGCUUCUCUCAGCGGAAGACUGUGAAACGCUGAUUGCGCUGGGCCUGUGCUAUCAGCAGCCAACUGCCAAACCACAGCCAGCCACAGCUGUUCCGCUACCUACACACAGCCGUGUUCCCGAUGCAGUGGAGGCACGACUGAGAGCUGCGCUGGCUCGUGCAGAAGGGCUGGAAGGGCUGGAUGACCCAUCUUCAGUCAUGGAAGAUACAGAGGAGGUGGGCGCCGCGCUUGUUUGGGAAGAGGCGGAGUCUGAGACACUUCGUAGCAGCAGGACUUCUCCAGGCAUCGAGGUGAAGGCUCGGCUCACCGUUUGGCUUUCGCCGGCGUUUGGCAGCGAGAUUACCUUUCCGCAAGGCAGUGGUCAGCCCAGCCUAUCCAGCCUAGACGUGGCAUCUUUGCGAGUGUUGCAGCCACUGCCGGGCAGCGCCAUGCUAGUCGUCUUCAAGUCCGAGGAACCAUGCUGGCAGCUGCGGCGUCCAGCACCUCAUGGUCAGUGGUCUCUGCAAAAGCUUUGGAAACGGUCGUAUGCACUGCACGUCAGCUGUGGUUGGAUCUGGGGAGUUGACAUGUUAAGUGAGCUAUGUCAGCGCAAGCGUCUGGCGAUUGACCUCGACACGUUUGCUGCCUUCUUGCUCGAACAUGUAGACAACAACCAGAAAGCACCGAGAACAUUGAAGCCCUUGCAAACGAAAAGCUGUCAUGGGCAAACAGCCACUAGCUUGUCUCAGAUCAAUGCCGAGAUCAGGCGCCGGCGUUACCUGGGCCUUUUCCUGCUGCUGCUUCUUGCCUGUCUGGCCCCGGGAGCAGAGGCUGCAAUCACCUGUGUCAAGGUAAAGCGCUGGAUUGAGUAUGUGGCCAUUUGCUGCUGCACAUGUGCGUCCAUUCUGUGCUCUGUCCUCGUGCUGUUCUUCUUGACCAACAAAACCGGCGGCGACGAUGGUUCUCCUUGGGAAGACUUCGAACCGCCGAAUGAGACCAACCUCACGGCCGUCGGCGCUGUGCGCCGACUCUGGACCAUGUUGCCUCAUGAGCUGAAGGCUACCUUGCAGCGACGACUCUAG
Symbiodinium natans is the source of this 4344-nucleotide messenger RNA. Lineage: Eukaryota; Dinophyceae; Suessiales; Symbiodiniaceae. The record is from the annotation of a GenBank genome assembly.